AUGCUCGCCAAAUCUCUCCUCAUCUCCUCGCUGGCCGCCGCCGUCGCCGCAGAGGACCACGUCCUCGGCGUGUACAUCUUCCACCGUCACGGCGACCGCACCUCCAAGUCGUGGAAGCCCGUCAACCUGACGCCUCUCGGUGCCGAUGAGGCCUUCUCGUCGGGUUCCUUCUUCCGCAACAGAUACGUCCAAAAGGGUGCCGCCUUCCAGGUCGCCGGCAUCCAGCCCGACACCGCCGUCCUCUCCCAGCUCAGCGUCACCUCGCCCAAGGACGCCGUCCUGCACAACUCGGCCAUGGCCUUCCUCCAGGGCCUCUACCCUCCCACGGCUGCCACUGCCGAAACCCUCGCCAACAACACAAAGGUCAACGCCCCGCUCCAGGGCUACCAGUACAUCCCUGUCGACGCUGUCGAGCAGGCCGCUACGGCUACCAAGGCCGAGAGCAACGCCUGGCUCCAGGGCAACUCGGGGUGCCCAAAGGCCGUGUCUAGCUCUAACAGCUACCUCUCGUCUGACGGCUUCAACAAGGACGUUGCCGACUCCAAGGACUUUUACCAGAGCCUGCUGCCUGCUAUCCAGACUACUUUCAACUCGGGCAAUGCUACCUUUAAGAACGCCUAUACCAUCUUCGACUAUCUCAACGUCGCCCAGAUCCACAACCAGACCUACCCUGGCCAGGACCUCGUCAACAAGACCGAAACCCUCAACCGUCUCUACUCCCUCGCCUCCACCCACGAAUGGAACCUCGCCUACUCUGAGACCGAGCCCGUCCGCGCCAUCGCCGGUGCCGUCCUUGCUGGCCAGGCCCUCGGCGCCCUGACCGACCUCGCCAACAAGAAGAAGGGCGCCACCACCUUCAACAUCCAGUUCGGCGCCUACGGCACCUUCAUGUCCUUCUUCGGUCUCGCCCAGCUCCAGAAGGCCGACCCCAAGUUCUACGGUAUCUGCGACUACGCCUCCUCCAUGGUCCUUGAGCUUGUUGCCCCCUCUGCCGACGCCAAGAAGGAGGACAUGUCUGUCCGCUUCUUGUUUGCCAACGGCACUGCUGCCCAGAACGAGCUCACCCAGUACCCUCUCUUCGGCAAGACUGCCCUGUCCUGGAACGACUUCCAGGCCGGUAUGAACAAGAUCGCCGUUAGCGACACUGCUAGCUGGUGCAACGCCUGCGGCAACCCUGCUGCCCAGUGCUCUGCCAACAGCACCGACUCUUCUGUCAGCGCUUCUUCCUCUUCUUCUGACUCUGGCGUCUCGCGCCCCGUUGCUGGUGUCAUUGGUGCUCUCGUCACCCUUGUUGUUAUCCUCGGUGUCCAGGCCCUCGUCAUGCUCAUCGGUGGCAUGCGCCUCGUCAAGAAGUCUACUCUUGUCCAGGCCCAGCAGAACAGCGCUGCUGCCGCUGGCAAGGCGUAA
This is a messenger RNA of [Torrubiella] hemipterigena, 1407 nucleotides long. The record is from the annotation of a GenBank genome assembly. NCBI's taxonomy places the organism in Eukaryota, Fungi, Ascomycota, Sordariomycetes, Hypocreales, Clavicipitaceae.